ACUGACAAUUACAAACUUGAAAUUUCUACGUUUACAGCUAAAGUUUGUAAUUUAAUGCAAAUUUAUAGAAAAAUACUAAUAUUUACACAGUAUGAAUGCUACAAAUAAGCGAAAAGACAACAUGGAGGUUGAUAAAAAUGCCAAAAGAGUGAAAAAGGUAUGCAGUUACGGUGAUAAGUGUUACAGGAGGAAUCCAGCGCAUCUGAGGGAGUUCAGUCACCCGCAUUUAGAAGCGAUCCUUGAUGCCAGUGAUGGAGGGGACUACUCAAUCCCACCGGAGUUGAGUCUACAGCGGCAACUUGUGUUAGAACAGUUGGAGAUCAUUGUUCAGAAGAAACUAUAUGAGCCACAGAGUUCUAGCACAAGUACCACAAGGCCAAAGACUCCAGAACCUCCCUCCGUAAAACAGCCAACCAAACCAACUACAGACCACAAGCUCCCAGAGGGUUCUGAAAAGUUCAAAGAGGGUUCAAAAGUAUCAAAGGAUGCAAAGGACCUAAAAGCAGCCGAUAAAGACUCCAUAGCAUCAAGCUCUGAUAAAAAGGAGACCAGUAGAAAAGAUGAAAAAGGAAAUAACAUAACGGAUUCUGUAAAAGUUAAAGAUGACUACCGACCCAUAGUGCCUCCAAGCCGUCGCGCGACAGAGUACCUAACCGUCGUGCGCCCCGCGGGCGGCAUGGCGGCCAAGCACGCCGCCAGCGCGCCAUACCACAUCUUUUACACUACCAUAGCUUCCGCCAAGGAGACACAUAGCCAGCCUUACUCUAUCACGUUUCUAGAGAUCUUGGACCGCAGUUUGGGCGAGCUGCAAUGCUCCCUCCAAAUCAACUUCAUGGUUGAGCCGGCCUGGCUGCUGGCGCAGUACUACUUUGCUGGCUACAGCGAAAAGAAGCUAACAAUAUUGUACGGGGAAGAAUGCUCGGACCUCAAGAACAUCAGUAAGAAGAAACCUCAAGUCGAAGCCUAUCAGGUGCCCAUGGCCACGCCUUUUGGGAAACACCACACUAAAAUGAUGAUCCUUUGCUACGAGGACGGCUCGAUACGGGUGGUAGUAUCCACUGCCAACCUGUACGUCGAUGAUUGGGAGAAUAGGACGCAAGGGCUCUGGUUCAGCCCGCGCUGCGCGCCGCUGCCGCCGGACGCCAUGCCGCACGCCGGAGACUCCCCGACCCACUUCAAGAAGUCCCUCCUCAAGUAUCUGGCGCAGUACAGGACUCCCAUGCUUUCGAGAUAUGUAGCGAAGGUGCAACGAUGCGACUUCAGCCAUAUCAACGUAUUUCUGGUAGCAUCAGCUCCCGGCGGCCAUUUCGACAUGGACUGGGGUCUGACCCGAGUAGGGUCCCUUUUACGGCAGCACUGCGCCAUCCCGCGCAGCGAGCAGCAACGCUGGCCGCUCCUGGCGCAGGCCAGCAGCAUCGGCAGCUACGGCAAGGAGCCCAGGUUGUGGUUGACGGGUGAUUUUCUUCACCACUUCACGAAGAUAAAGGAGCAACCUCAAACACUAUCACAGCCCCCGGAGUUGAAACUCAUCUACCCUUCAUUAGAGAACGUGAAGCAGUCUCACGACGGCCUGCUGGGGGGCGGCUGCCUGCCGUACGCCGCCGAAGCGCACUUCAAACAGCCCUGGCUCAACAGUUUCCUUUUCCAAUGGAAAGCGAAGUCAUCUCAUCGCGACAAAGCCAUGCCCCAUAUUAAAUCGUACACAAGAACGUCUCCAGAUAAUAAAAGGGCGGCCUACUAUCUGCUGACUUCAGGUAAUGUCAGUAAAGCCGCAUGGGGCAACCUGAACAAGGGGAACGCCGCUCUCCGCAUCAUGAGCUACGAGGCGGGGGUGCUGUUCCUGCCGAGAUUCGUGAUAAACGAAGACUUCUUUCCACUGGAGCUGAAUGCUCCAAACCGUUUGGUCAUACCCUACGACAUUCCGCCCACCAAAUAUACCAGCGACAUGCAACCUUGGGUCAUGGAUUACUUGCGGUAGCCUACAGAAAAAAAUAAUUAAAACAAAUUAAUAUCAAGGAAUUUCUUUGUGACACACUUUUAUUCCUGAGUCAUUUAUAUGCAUUUCUAUCAAGUGCUUCUCGAGACGUUUCUAAUGUGCCUGAACUAGAAGUGUUUGUGUUCUUCCAUCGAGGAGUUCCUUGGGCUACUUCGACAGCAUCAUCAAGUCGGCUCCAUGUUAGUGAAUUACGGAAGGACUUCAAAUUUCAACUGAAUCCAAUAUCAGGAAGUGGUUCAAAUCUAAGUCACAAGAUUUUAAUCAAAUAUAUAUAAAAGAAACAAGUGUGACCGCGACCGGCAAAACGUCCCACUUUGUCGCUUGCCAUAAGGACGCCUUGACAGGAUAUUCGUGUAAAUGAUACAAGCAAAUCUCGUCCUUAUUGCAAGCGUCAAAGUUGGACGUUUUGCCGGCCGCGGUCACAAAUAUACGACGUGAAGCUAAAUAAGUGUUUAUAAACGCAAUGAAACGGAUGAACUGAUUUUGAUAAAACAUGUCUUAGAACCACCGUUAGAAAAUAUGGUUUCUAAUAAAAAAAACCGCAUCCAAAUCGGUACACCGUUUAUGAGUUACAGUGCCACAGACAUAAAAACACACAGCGGUAAAAUUUAUAACACCCCUUUCUGCGCCGAAGGUUAAAAUAAAAUGAGGGGACAUCGAGAGAGCGAACCAAUAAGCAUAAACUGAAAUAGUACAUUACGAUACAAGUGCGAAAAAUAGGAAAUUCGAAACGAGUGGCGAUAAAUUAAAACACGACCGAAGGGAGUGUUUUAAAUCGACACGAGUUGCGAAUUACCUAUUCGCACAUGUAUCGUACAACGAUUUACAGUACAUAUGGCCCUUUAAAUGUUCGACACAGUAACGUAAUAUGCUACUUCUCGCACUAGUGCUAUAAAGUAGCCCCAUAUGUACUGUAAAUGUAUUUUGUGUAACAGAUCAAAUGAGCUGUAAAUGUGUUUUUUGAUGUUUGAAUUAUCUCAAGUGUUAAAAAAGAAAGUUUUUUUUAAAUUAUGUAAUAAUGACGUUAAAUAUGUAAAUAAAGUUUUUUUUGACA
Messenger RNA from Cydia pomonella (codling moth), 3050 nucleotides. RefSeq names its product probable tyrosyl-DNA phosphodiesterase (gene gkt). Bases 92 to 1978 code for a protein of 628 amino acids. The record is from RefSeq and is a predicted model, not a curated record. Gene Ontology annotation, cellular component: nucleus. Gene Ontology annotation, molecular function: 3'-tyrosyl-DNA phosphodiesterase activity; double-stranded DNA binding; single-stranded DNA binding. Gene Ontology annotation, biological process: single strand break repair; double-strand break repair. The transcript is spliced from 15 exons. NCBI's taxonomy places the organism in Eukaryota, Metazoa, Arthropoda, Insecta, Lepidoptera, Tortricidae.